GAAUUUUUUUUGCCUUGUGGCACGCUCUCGCUCGCACGUGUCUGCAACAGAGAGAGAAACGAAUGCUAUAUAAACACAAGCGAUGAGAGGAAAAUUACCAUUUACAUCAGAGACAACAGAGACUUCACACACACACGAGAUGAGUUCACCGUCCUUUAUCCUGCCAGAUAGCCCGCCUCCGCAGCAUGUGCUAAACUACUGGCAGCGCAAAGCUGCUGAGUCCUGUGCCAGCUCUUCUGCUGCUGCUGCCGCCUCCGCUCCUGCCUCCGCUCCACACCGUCCAACAUCACCAGGGGGCGAGAUGGUGAUUCCGGACAGCCCCAUCCAACGCUUGCGUCCAGCAGCUACGUGGGCGCCGCGGCGUGCUGUGUUGACGACGCUGUCAAACAACAUCAGGCAGAGGCAGGCAAAGAGGAAACUCGACUUCGAGGAGGGUGAAGUCAGCGGCGAAGAGGAUGGCGUGCUCCCUCAAUCAAAGAAACGUAUGCUGGAUGAGGACUCCUCUCUCGUACCCUUAAUAAAGGAGGCUGAAUUGGACUUUGUAGAACUCGUUAACAAACCACUACCCAAGCCAUGGGUCCCAUUGCGGGACAGCAGCAGCAGCAGCGACGAGGAUGACGAGCAUGCACAGCUUGCAGUACGCCGCCGUCGCCCACUAGAGGAGGAUGAUCACCGCCGCCAAUGGCCUGUCAUGGUGGUUCACCCUUCACCGCGUAUGGUGGUGGUAGAUCCUGUGCCGCCUUCACCACCACCACCGCCCGAGGUAAAUAUUGCUGAGUGGGAGGUAGAAUCACCGCCUUCCGCAGAGGAUAUUCAGGAGGCAGUAGCAUUGCCUCCGAGGAGGAGUGGGGGGCUGAAGUAG
Messenger RNA from Nilaparvata lugens (brown planthopper), 862 nucleotides. RefSeq lists its product as uncharacterized. The record is from RefSeq and is a predicted model, not a curated record. The transcript has 3 exons. NCBI's taxonomy places the organism in Eukaryota, Metazoa, Arthropoda, Insecta, Hemiptera, Delphacidae. Bases 83 to 862 code for a protein of 259 amino acids.